Messenger RNA from Seriola dumerili (greater amberjack), 2281 nucleotides. RefSeq names its product bladder cancer associated protein (gene blcap). NCBI's taxonomy places the organism in Eukaryota, Metazoa, Chordata, Actinopteri, Carangiformes, Carangidae. The record is from RefSeq and is a predicted model, not a curated record. The coding region runs from base 412 to 675 and encodes 87 amino acids. The transcript is spliced from 2 exons.
UAAUAUGCGCCAUUUUGAUAGCUAGCUAGCUGAGUUUUUUUUACACCGGUGGUUCAAAACAUUCGUGAAAUCUUUUGUUGUGUUUCAAUGUAAGCUAGCUAGUUAGCCUCCGGUACGUGCUUUCUUUACUCUACGGAUGAAACGUUAAUGCCAAACUCCGUCCCAGUCUGGGGAUGACCUGACGACAGCAGCACCUGACGUCUUUGACCUGUUCCUGCAACAUCCCAGCUCUGUCGGAUAGGACGACUCCUGCACAUCCUACCAUCUGCUAAGGGCUGCUGUCUCCCCCCCACCCUCCCACCCCCACCCUGAGCCUGUCACAUCCUCCUCCUUCAAAGACCUCAAACCACCUGCGAUUGAACAGUACCAGCCUCUGCCGGCGCGCCCCCCACCCCCCAACAAACAGAGACAAUGUAUUGCCUGCAGUGGCUGCUCCCCGUGCUGCUCAUCCCCAAACCGCUGAACCCGGCGCUGUGGUUCAACCACUCUAUGUUCAUGGGCUUCUAUCUGCUCAGCUUCCUGCUGGAGAGGAAGCCCUGCACCAUCUGUGCCUUGGUCUUCCUCGCUGCCCUUUUCCUCAUCUGCUACAGUUGUUGGGGCAACUGCUUCCUGUAUCACUGCCAGGACGCAGCACUGCCGGACGCCGCCCACGACCCAGCAAUCGUCGGGACCUAGGAGAGAGAGACGGGGGAGAGAUAUCAGAGAGGGGGGAAGGUGUGAAGGGUGAUUACUGUAGAAUGAUACUGCCAUGCUGUAAGAGGGGACAGACCGCACUUUGGGUGGGUUGUACCGCCGAGAAUACAGAGAGUACUUGGCAAGAGGCGAGGAGAGAAGCCAGUUUGGGGGUGAUGGGGGCUGGUUUGUGAUGCUGUAGAGAAAAAGACUUAAACCUGAGGUGGUAGGAGGAGAAGAGGGGGAGGUGGCAUCAGAGGCAGCGGGCGAGGGGAGGAAGGAAGGAAGGAAGGAGGGGUAUUGAAACUUGAAACGCUAAGAGAAGGACACGAGUGAACUUCACACUCUCAACACUCCACUUUCAGCAACUUUCAUUCCAGCAUCUGAAUGAAAACGAGACAGUAAACAAACGCACCACAUGUUGACGCCGACCUAAAAGUGACACCGUGUUUGAGUAUUCUGGCUUCUUUCCAGCCCACCCACCUGUUUACUUCAACCAGAGAGAUUCACCAGGGUUCAUCUUCGUUAGAAUCAAAAUACCCUCAAUGUCAAACUGCCAAAAUUCACCUGACCCCUGCUGAAACCUGCAGACGGAGCUUGGACUAGUUUCAAGUUUCACCGGCAGCCAUGUUGGCUCACCAAGCAUUAUACACCAGGAAGUGUUAAAAGAGUAACUGGUGUCCCGAGCGUCCCACCUGUCGCAGCCCGACCAUACCGAACUCCGUCGCCACUUUUGGCUCCGCACACGUAACGCUACCCUCCACACGGAGAGCACACUAACACUGGACAAUCAGUAACUAUGCUGUGAAUAAUUCCUCCUUUGUCGCAUCGCCACACACACACACACACACACACACACACACACUCACAAACUCUCACACACUCUCACACACACACCUCAGAAGGUGUGAUAAUGCUGAGAAACUUACCCACCGUGCUCUGGAGCUGCCCCCUCUCCUCGUCUUCCUCGUUUCCUCUUCCUCCUCUCGCCUCGGAGUGAAAGUCCCCUCCCGCCGGACUCACGAUCUUUUUUUUUUUUUCUUUCUUUUUUUGCUGUUUUGUUUGUUUGUUUUUUUUCUUGUGCAUGGGUUGCCGUUAGUUUUUUUUUAUGCAUUAAGUUCACACACAAAGGUUUAGUGAAUUUAAACAAAAUGCUGAAAGUUUCCAAAGGGUAGAAAAAUCUGGAUGUGUGUGUGCGUGCGUGCGCGUGUGUGUGUGUGUGUGCGGGGUGGAUGAAAGGUUUGUGGUGUGUGCGAUAGGUGUGUAUUUUCUGUGAUCAAAGUCGUGGUGAUACGCAAGGAAACGGCUGAUGGUCAGUAUUUCCAGCAACACUAAGCAAUACAGAACGCUGGGCGAGGAAGUGGCCUCAAGUUUUCAUUGACAAGAAGGGCAGAAGAUUCCUUGUGCAUCACUGCUGUAAGUGUUAUGUUUAGCUGUGAGACGCAGGCUAAGGUGUUUAUACUGUGUACUAAAUGGCGUGUGUGAAGGUGUGUGUGUGUCCGAGUGUGUGUGUGUGUGCGUGCGCGUGUGUGUAGCCUUCUGUCGCAGUGCUGAACAUGCUCACUGCUACACGAUUGCUUUGGUUUUAAUUUAAAUAAAGUUUUUCCUC